Molecule: messenger RNA, 630 nt
Organism: Anopheles cruzii
Lineage: Eukaryota; Metazoa; Arthropoda; Insecta; Diptera; Culicidae
Product: galectin-4-like
Exons: 3
Coding region: 114-545 (143 amino acids)
Molecular function (GO): galactoside binding; carbohydrate binding
Source: RefSeq, a predicted model, not a curated record
GCUGCGGCAUGAAAUCGUAAUUGAACCAUACUUUGGAUCGAACCUUAGAGUGCAUCGGUUGAAUCUAUUGAUUCGCUUCAAAAAAGCAAAACGCUAAUUUCUGUUGUGUAACAAUGUCUCAACUACCAGUAUUUAAUCCCCCAACGCCCUUUUUGGCACAUCUUCCCGCUGGCUUGGGAAUCUACCGGAAAGUUACCAUUCGUGGACGGAUGACUCAUGAUCAAUUUAACAUCAACCUUCAAACCGGCCCGAACACCAAUCCCCGCGAUGAUACGGCCUUGCACAUCAGCAUUCGGCCACGGGACGGUGUGAUCAUCCGUAAUUCUGUACAAUUUCGCAACUGGGGCAUCGAGGAGCGAUUUGGCGGUUGCCCCGUGAUAAAGAAAUCCUAUUUUGAUGUAACAAUCACGGUGAAACCGGACAGCUUUGGUAUCGCAGUGAACGGAGCCCAUUACUGUGACUUCAACCACCGUAUGCCAUACGCCUCGAUACGCUUUGUUCACAUCGGCGAGGGCGCCAAGGUCGACGCAAUACUUUCGGAAUGAAAGCUCACUACACACAAGCUUAAUUUCGCUCGAUUGCUUCGUGUUGUUUCGAAACACAUAAAACAAAAUAAAACCAUGUCAUUUA